AUGCUGAAGCGGCUGGAACGGCAGGCUUGGACGUGUCCCAAUUGCCUGCGGAAUCAACUGCGCCAGUCUCGACGAUGUCUCGUCACCUCCAGCCAAAGCAAAGGCGCUGCAACAGCCGCCGCCAUCGCAGACGAUGAGCAGCACCACCCGGUUUCGAAGGCCGCCCCCAAUGUUGCACACGAUGAUCGAACACUACGACAAAUAUUCGAUUCGCCCAGCUUCUGGAAAGACUUCUCAUCGAAAACGCGAUAUCACCAUGGCGGCAGAAGCGCAGGCCUGCUUCAGAAUCGAUACCUCACUCGACCCCAAGGCUUUGCCGAGUUCGCCAACAUCACCCUUCAGAAAUGCCAAAAGAUCGUUGCGCAUGUGUUACAGUACAACACUAUAGAACAGUACAAGAGGAUUACACGGGACCUGGAUAGACUGAGUGACUUGCUAUGUCGAGUCAUCGAUCUCAGCGACUUUAUACGAGCCGUGCAUCCGGAUAGGAGCAUACAAGCUGCAGCGACCCAGGCAUACGCUGCGAUGUUUCAGUAUAUGAAUGUUUUGAACACGACGAGUGGGCUGAACGACCAGUUGAAGAAAGCAGCAUCCAUUCCUGAAGUACAUUCGAGCUGGAGCGUGGAAGAGAAGACGGUUGCCGAGAUCUUGAUCAAGGACUUUUCAAAGUCAGCUAUCGAUCUGCCAGAAGGAGAGAAGAACGCAUUUAUCGCUUUGUCGGACGAGAUUGCUACGGUGGGCAACGAGUUUGUGGACAACAUGGCUGCCGAGAGACCUUACCUGUCGAUUGACAGUAGCAAGAUGAAGGGAAUGGAUCCGGUCUUUGUCAGGCAGUUGACGAAAUGGGGAAGGGUCAACCUACCAACAGAAGGCAUGCCUGCGACUCUGGCAUUACGGACCGUCGAAGAUCCAGAAACACGACAGGAGAUAUACAUGGCCAACCGCACAGCUUCCAAGGACAACCUGCACCGAUUAGAGCGAUUACUUAAACGGCGGGCAGAGCUGGCGAAGUUGUCUGGGUACGAGAGCUUCGCACAUAUGACAUUGGCAGACAAGAUGGCCAAAUCCCCAGAAGCCGUAACCUCAUUCUUGGACGGCUUGGCCCAAGUCAAUGCGGCCCAAGUUCGAGAAGAGUUACAGGAGUUACUCGAGCUGAAGAAAGGGGAUGCUUAUUUCGAAAACUUCCCCAACGUUUUGAAUGCGUGGGAUCGAGACUACUACACGGCCAAGCUCAUGGCGUCGAUGCGAUCGAAAGCACGAACGCCAGACUUCCUCAGCGCGUAUUUCUCCCUUGGGACAGUCUUCCAAGGGCUGUCCAGACUCUUUCAUCGAUUGUAUGGCAUUCGUCUCGUGCCUCGUGAGACACUUCCAGGAGAAACAUGGAACUCAGACGUUCGACGCCUGGACGUGGUCGAUGAUCAGGAUGGCCACAUUGCUGUGAUAUAUUGCGAUCUAUUCGAACGACCUGGGAAAAGUCCAAAUCCUGCGCACUUCACCUUGCGCUGUUCGAGGCGGAUCAGCGAGGAAGAACUACAAGAAGCUGCUGAACUCACCUCUCAAUCCUUAUCCACCUUUGCCACGGCACAGGAAGCUGUCAAUGAUGGCCUCGCAACCAACUUCAACCGCCGCGACGGCAACGCGCUUUACCAACUCCCUACCAUUGCACUCAUCUGCGACUUCGCUCUGCCCCCAUCAGGAUCGAAGCGACCUACUCUACUGACGUUCCGCGAACUAACCACGCUCUUCCACGAGAUGGGCCACGCCUUGCACUCGAUCUGCGGACGAACGGCGCUCCAGAACGUCUCAGGCACUCGUUGCGCUACCGACUUCGCUGAGCUUCCUUCAGUACUCAUGGAGAACUUUGCGUCUGCGCCAGAAGUUUUGGCAUUGUAUGCGCGUCACUGGGAGACGGAUACCCCGCUAGAUCCCCAGCGAGUGAAGGAAAGGGUGGAGAUCGAUCGACGAAUGCAGGGGGCAGAGACCGAAAGCCAAAUCUUACUGGGGAUGCUGGAUCAGAGGUAUCAUUCUUCGAUACCGGCGAACUGGUCAGAAAGUGAAGUGGGAGCAAGCACGAAGGUGUACCACGAUGUCUGGACCAAAUACUCCUCCGUCCGUGAACCCCAAGGCACCAGUUGGCAGGGUUUCUUUGGCCAUCUAUUCGGCUACGGCGCGACAUACUACUCCUACCUGUUCGACCGCGCAAUUGCGGGAAAGAUUUGGCGAGAUGUGUUCCAGCGGCAGAUGGGAGAUGCGGUCAAUCCAGAGCAGGGACAUCUCUUCCGUGAGCAGGUCUUGAACUGGGGUGGUGGACGAGAUGGAUGGAGAUGCGUUGCGGGUGCACUGAAGGACCGUGAAGGGGUGCUUGCAGAUGGGGGGAAAGGUGCCAUGGAGAUGGUCGGCAAAUGGGGAGUGCACACUUGA
Molecule: messenger RNA, 2421 nt
Organism: Zasmidium cellare ATCC 36951
Lineage: Eukaryota; Fungi; Ascomycota; Dothideomycetes; Mycosphaerellales; Mycosphaerellaceae
Exons: 1
Coding region: 1-2421 (806 amino acids)
Biological process (GO): peptide metabolic process
Cellular component (GO): mitochondrion
Molecular function (GO): metalloendopeptidase activity
Source: RefSeq, a predicted model, not a curated record